AUGCAGCUCGCCGCUCAAAACGCCUGGAGUAUGUGUAUCUCCGGUAUUCGCAGGGACUUGACGACUUCUUGGUGCCAACGAGUUUCCCUACCGUCCAGAUCAAGGAGUAUAUUUGUGCCGCAUCGAACCGCCUCGUCGUGGACAUGCACCCCAAGAGUAUUUCCCACCUCGGGAGUCGAGUUGCUUGACCAGUCCAUCGAGCUUGACGAGGAGACACUGCCGACGUAUCAAUCUGAGCAAUACUACCCGGUCACCCAGGGUGAGAUAUUCAACGACCAAUAUCAAACACUUGUCAAAAUCGGGUAUGGAGUAACCUCCACAGUGUGGCUUGCGAAAGACUUGAUUGCUUCAACAUAUGUUGUUUUGAAAGUUUACGUGACAGUCAAUAACCAGAAUUAUGAGGAGAGAGAGCUAAAUAUAUACAAGCACAUGUGUCUGAAGGAAACAAAGCAUCCGGGCAGGAAUUUCAUUCGCAAGCUGCUUGACCAUUUCUACGUCCAGGGCCCUCAUGGCCGGCACGUCUGUCUUGUUCAUGAACCUCUCGGAAUGAGCGCGGAUCUUCUGAUCAGAAUGACUCCUGGGCAAGCAAUGAGUCUUGAUAGCAUGAAGCCGGAUCUUCAGCUCAAGAACUUACUACUCCCCGGACCGGAAACAAGCUAUCUUUCCCGCUUCGAAGAAGCUGAAGUAACAGACCCAUCGCCUAGAAAGAUCGCCAAAGACCGGACAAUCUACCAGGCUUUGAGUUUUCUUCCAAGAGGCGGGCUGCCACUUCUCAGUGAUUUCGGGGAAGCUCGAUUAGGCGACAAAGAACACAACGACGAUAUCAUGCCAAAUGUGUACAGAGCUCCUGAGGUUAUUUUGAGAUCGAGCUGGGGCUACAAGGUUGAUAUUUGGAGUAUUGCCAUGGUGGCCUGGGACAUUGUUAGUCCUCGCACACUUAUCAACGGCAAAAACUCAGAUGGCAUGUUUGAUGACAGAGUUCAUCUGGCCGAGUUGGUUGCCCUGCUAGGGACCCCGCCAUCUGAAUUUAGGAAACAGAGGCACCUCAGCUCGGUCUUCUGGGAUGAUUCGGGGAAGUGGAAGGACGUGGCCCCGAUUCCAGAUAUUACUCUCGAGAGCCUGGCGGAGAGAAUCGAAGGCGAGGACAAAGAAGGCUUUCUGCGGUGGCUCCGGAUGGCCUUGCAGUGGAAUCCCGAGGACCGGCCGACGUCUUUGGAACUCUUAUACGACGAGUGGCUGAUGAAGGGUUUAGGGGAGAGGAGGGCAAGUAAAUAG
Molecule: messenger RNA, 1275 nt
Organism: Talaromyces atroroseus
Lineage: Eukaryota; Fungi; Ascomycota; Eurotiomycetes; Eurotiales; Trichocomaceae
Exons: 4
Coding region: 1-1275 (424 amino acids)
Biological process (GO): spliceosomal complex assembly; regulation of mRNA processing; protein phosphorylation
Molecular function (GO): ATP binding; protein kinase activity
Source: RefSeq, a predicted model, not a curated record